AUGAAUCGACGCACCAACCGCCUCUGCUGCUGCUGCUGCUGCUGCUGCAUUUCUCCCCCGCAGCAAAAUGAGUUGCCUGCUGCUGUGAGCAGCUACAGAAGGAGCAGCAGAUGCAGCCGCCGCGCUGCAAGCAGUCUGCUGCUGCUGCUGCUGCUGCUGCUGAGUCCGCCUGCAGUGCAGGGGUUCCGCAGAGGUGUAUGUACACCUCAGUUACAAGCAGCAGCAGCCACUUCAUCGCUUUCAACUCACUUUGAGCAGCAGCAGCAGCAGCUGCUGCUGCUGCUGCAGCAGCAGCUGCCGCUGCAGCGCCACCGUGAGGGGAUCGCGACCAAAUGUGGGGCAGCAGCAGCAGCGGCUGCUGCUGUAGCUGCUGCUGACUCAGCAACUACAGCACGCGACCACAGCAGCAGCAGCAUCAGCAGCAGCAGCAGCGUCUGCAGCAGCAGCAGCAGCAGCAGACGUUUUGCGCCUCAAGGGCUUAUCAGAAGCUUCGCAGCGUCGGCGUUGCAGCCCGAGGACUUUUGGACAGACCAAAAGCAGCAGCAGCAGCAGCAACAGCAGCAGCAACAACAGCAGCAGCAAGAGCAAGAGCAGCAGCAGCAGCAGCUGCUGCACCUGGAAGGCGACGACGGCUUCGUCUCCGUCAGGUCAGAAGAAUCUCCAGCGCAUUUCUGGAGUUCUUAUGAGGAUGAGCUGCAGCAGCAGCAGCAGCAGCAGCAACAGCAGCAGCAGCAGAAACAGUACAGAGGCUCCUGGAGGCAGAACCAGCACCUGUCCCGGUCGCUCUACGCCAAGCAGCAGCAGCAGCAGCAGCAGCAGCAGCAGCGGCGGCGCCAGCGACAGCAGCAGCAGCUGCAGCUGCAAGGCGAAGGGGAUGCAAACAGCUCAGAUGCAUUGGCAGCAAUAUCGCGCUGCGGGACGCUUGACGAUUUGCUGCAGCUGCUGCACCGUCUUGCUGCUGAGAAGCCGCUGCAGCAGCAGCGAGCGCCGGUGCUGCUGCGAGCGCUGCAGCAGCUUGCUGCUCUUGCUGCUGCUGCAGACAGCAGCAGCAAAGGCAAAGCUAAAGCCCCCAAGGGCCAUUCCCACGUAGCCCGCUUCCCUAUUGUCAAGGUAAGGGAUCCUGCAGCAGCAGCAGCAAAGCAGCAGCAGCAGCAGUAA
Messenger RNA from Eimeria tenella, 1158 nucleotides. RefSeq lists its product as uncharacterized. The record is from RefSeq and is a predicted model, not a curated record. The coding region runs from base 1 to 1158 and encodes 385 amino acids. The transcript has a single exon. NCBI's taxonomy places the organism in Eukaryota, Apicomplexa, Conoidasida, Eucoccidiorida, Eimeriidae.